Aspergillus mulundensis is the source of this 2652-nucleotide messenger RNA. RefSeq names its product M1 family metallopeptidase. Lineage: Eukaryota; Fungi; Ascomycota; Eurotiomycetes; Eurotiales; Aspergillaceae. The transcript is spliced from 3 exons. The coding region runs from base 1 to 2652 and encodes 883 amino acids. Gene Ontology annotation, molecular function: metalloaminopeptidase activity; zinc ion binding; peptide binding. Gene Ontology annotation, biological process: peptide catabolic process; proteolysis. Gene Ontology annotation, cellular component: cytoplasm. The record is from RefSeq and is a predicted model, not a curated record.
AUGUGUGGCUCUCGACGCGAUCAGGCGGCCGGUACGACUAAUGUCCCCGGCCGUGAGGUCUUGCCCACCAACGUCAAGCCCCUCCACUAUGACUUGACGCUUGAACCGAACUUCGAGACCUUCAAAUAUGAAGGAACUGUGGUUAUCGACCUACAGGUCAACGAAGACACUACGUCCAUCGCCCUCAAUUCCACCGAAAUCGACAUCCACACAGCUACCAUUUCCAGCAACGGAUCAGUAGUCAAUUCUUCUCCCGAGAUCCUAUUCAACAAGGAUAAGCAGGAAGCCACUAUCAAAUUCCCCGAGACUGUCCCCGCCGGUUCCACAGCUCAGCUCAAGCUGACCUUCACCGGCACGCUAAAUGACAACAUGGCUGGUUUCUACCGCUCUUCGUACAAGACGCCGCAAGGCGAGACCAAAUACAUUGCCUCGACGCAGAUGGAACCCACUGAUGCCCGCCGGGCUUUCCCCUGCUUCGACGAGCCCGCGCUCAAAGCUAAGUUCACGGUCAGUCUCAUUGCAGACAAGAGCAUGACUUGCCUGGGCAACAUGGACGUCGCCUCGGAGCAGGAUAUUGAGGGUGGAAGGAAGAUCGUCAAGUUCAACACAUCUCCAGUCAUGUCUACAUACCUGGUGGCUUUCAUUGUUGGUCAUCUCAACUACAUCGAGACCAAGAACUUCCGCGUCCCCAUCCGCGUUUAUGCUACGCCUGACCAGGACAUCGAGCACGGUCGCUUCUCUCUGGAGCUUGCGGCGAAGACACUCGCAUUCUACGAAAAGGCUUUCGAUAACGAGUUCCCGCUCCCGAAGAUGGACAUGGUUGCGGUGCCCGAUUUCAGCGCCGGAGCCAUGGAGAACUGGGGUCUAAUUACCUACCGUAUCGUCGAUGUGCUCCUGGAUGAGAAGACUAGCAGUGCGUCACGAAAGGAGCGCAUUGCUGAAACUGUUCAGCACGAGCUUGCUCACCAAUGGUUUGGAAACUUGGUCACCAUGGACUUCUGGGACGGUCUUUGGCUUAAUGAAGGUUUCGCCACCUGGAUGUCCUGGUACUCAUGCAACAGCUUCUACCCCGAAUGGAAGGUCUGGCAGACGUACGUUAUCGACAACCUGCAGAGUGCCCUUUCGCUCGACUCCCUUCGCAGCAGUCACCCCAUCGAAGUGCCCGUGAAGCGUGCAGAUGAGAUUAACCAGAUCUUUGAUGCCAUUUCUUACUCCAAGGGAUCUUCUGUCCUGCGCAUGAUCUCCAAGUAUCUGGGUGAAGAUGUCUUCCUCCAGGGUGUUCGUAACUACAUCAAGCAGCACGCGUACGGCAACACACAGACCGGUGAUCUCUGGUCCGCCCUUGCCAAUGCCAGUGGCAAGCCCGUGGAGGAGGUCAUGGACAUCUGGACUAAGAAUGUGGGAUUCCCUGUUGUCACCGUCUCGGAAAAUGCCCAGUCUUCGUCCAUCAAAGUCAAGCAGAACCGCUUCCUUCGCACAGGAGACGUUCGUCCUGAGGAGGACAAGACUAUCUUCCCGAUCAUGCUUGGCUUGCGCACGAAGCAGGGUAUCGACGAGGACACUCUUCUGUCUGAGCGCGAGGGCGAGUUCAAGGUUCCCGACCUUGAUUUCUACAAGCUCAACGCCGACCACUCCGCCAUCUACCGCACAUCGUACACUCCCGAGCGUCUGACCAAGCUAGGCGAGGCCGCCAAGGCGGGAUUGCUCACCGUCGAGGACCGCGCAGGCAUGAUCGCCGACGCCGGUGCCUUGGCUGCCUCUGGUUACCAAAGCACUUCCGGUUUGUUGUCACUGCUGGCCGGAUUCGACAGCGAGCCCGAGUUUGUUGUUUGGAAUGAAAUCCUGACCCGUAUUGGUGCUCUUCGUGCUGCUUGGAUCUUCGAAGAUAAGCAGACCAAGGAUGCACUCGAGGCUUUCCAGCGCUCUCUGGUCAGCGACAAGGCGCACACUCUGGGAUGGGAGUUCUCUGAGAACGAUGGUCACAUCAUUCAACAGUUCAAGGCUUUACUGUUCAGCGCCGCUGGUAGCGCCGGUGACAAGAAGAUAGUCCAGGCUGCCCAAGACAUGUUCCAGCGCUUCGCUGCCGGCGAUGUCAGCGCCAUCCACCCCAACAUUCGCGGUAGCGUCUUCUCGAUCGUCCUGAAGCACGGCGGUAAGAAGGAAUAUGAAGUUGUGUACGACCGCUUCCGUAACGCUCCCACGUCUGACGAGAAGACCACCGCUCUCCGCUGCCUGGGUGCGGCCGAGGACCCUGAGCUCAUCCAGCGCACUCUCGGCUUGGCUCUUGGUGACGAGGUCAAGAACCAAGACAUUUACAUGCCCCUUGGCGGCCUCCGCACUCACGCCCCCGGUAUCGAUGCCCGCUGGGCCUGGGUGAAGGCCAACUGGGACACCCUCUACCAGCGCCUGCCCCCUGGACUUGGCAUGCUCGGAACUGUCGUUCAAAUUUGCACUGCCAGCUUCUGCACGGAAGCGCAACUCAAGGACGUGCAGGACUUCUUCGCCAACAAGGAUACCAAGGGCUACGACCGAGCGAUUGAGCAGAGUCUUGACGCUAUCCGCGCCAAGGUCAGCUGGGUGCAGCGCGACAGUGCUGACGUUGGAUCAUGGUUGAAGACGAAGGGAUACCUUCCCGGUGGUGGCAAGCUCUAG